AUGGGCAUCCCUCCCACCGAUGUCAUAAAAAAGCAUGAGGUGUCAAACGGAUACUCUUGGACCUGCAACCUUACGGAUGAUGGGAAUUACCAGGUGCACGCACUUAGACAGGUGCUUGAAGUGAACAAUAGUGUAGACGCAAGAAAAUUCUGGUGGAUUAAAGAAGUACCAAUCAAAGUGACAUGCUUUGUGUGGAGGGCAAAGUUAGGACGAAUCCCCACUACCUCGGCUCUAUCCACUCGAGGUGUUGUUAUAAAAUUUGCUGAAGUAGUUAAUUAUGGCAUGUUUUAA
This is a messenger RNA of Lactuca virosa, 291 nucleotides long. The record is from the annotation of a GenBank genome assembly. Lineage: Eukaryota; Viridiplantae; Streptophyta; Magnoliopsida; Asterales; Asteraceae.